Plectropomus leopardus (leopard coralgrouper) is the source of this 902-nucleotide messenger RNA. The record is from RefSeq and is a predicted model, not a curated record. NCBI's taxonomy places the organism in Eukaryota, Metazoa, Chordata, Actinopteri, Perciformes, Serranidae.
GUUUGACUACGCCGUAGCGAGAAGAAGCGUGAGAUAAUAUGUCGGCUUUUGAUGACAGUGAGCCAGUGGACAGUAUGUAUGACACAGAGGCCGACCUCCCGGGCUUAGCAGGCGGAGGUGGUGCCGACAGCCCAGAAGACGACGCAGAAGACGGCGUCAUCAACAUGUCCCCCCUGCCCUCACCAACUCCUUCCCAUCCAAACAACAACCACCACCACCUGCUACACCCCCACAUCUACGCCACCCACCACCACCAUCACCACCACCUUCACAACAGCAGCAACAGCAGCAGCAAUGACCAGGACUUCACCACACCCAAGGAGGGCUCGCCAUACGAGGCACCUGUCUACAUUCCUGACGACAUUCCCAUCCCCAGCGAACUGGAGCUGCGGGAGUCCUCUGUGCCCGGUGCUGGCCUGGGUGUUUGGGCCAAGACCCGAAUUGGUGCCGGCGAGAGGUUUGGUCUGCACAGCACGCUGCAUCAUGAGGCCACGGGCAAAGAUGGCUCCUUCGGAUGGGAGCAGAUGAUGAAUGACCAUGACGAAGCCUCCCCUGACAGCUGCAUCAAAAAGGUGGUGGACGACAUGGGCAAUGUGAAGUUUGCACUGGACACAGGCCCAGACGCCAACAGUAACAGCUGGCUCAAAUAUGUCCGCUCUGCCCCGUCAUUUGAGGAGCAGAACCUCGCCGCCUGUCACCUCACCGGAGACCAGCCGCCUGUUUCUCGCUGUCUUUGUCUCCUUUCUCUGUCCUCAUGUCUUGAUCUGCCACCUGUCACUCUGUCACACCAAGGGGACAGGCUAGUGUGUCCAUUUAAGCUUCAGACAUUAAGCCUGACCGAUAGAGAGAAAGGGGGCUUGGACCAAGUGAGAGAGGGAACACACAGGGGCCUCCGAGAUUGA